AAGCGCUUCAGCGGCGGUGGCUCUCCCAAAUAGUAUUACCGUUGAUUAUUUGUGCCUUUCCGCCGACAUGGAUUCAACACCCACAAAAGAGGCCGAGAAGAACUGCGUCCUGUGCUGCCAAGAAGUGGAUAUCUUCGCCUUAGGGAAAUGCGACCACCCGGUUUGCUACCGCUGCUCCACCAAAAUGAGGGUGCUGUGCGACCAGAAGUACUGCGCCGUCUGCCGGGAGGAGCUCGACAAGGUGGUGUUUGUGAAAAAACUGGAGGCCUUUCAGAGUCUGCCCUAUCAGCAGUUCCCCACUGAGAAGAAGCAUGACAUCUAUUUCGGUGACGAGAAGAUCUACGCCCAGUACAGGCAUUUGCUCUUGGCAACGUGUCCUCGCUGUUCAGAGCCCAAGGUUUUCUCCAAAUUUGAGGAGCUGGAGCAGCACAUGAGGAAGCAGCACGAACUCUUCUGUUGCAAGCUCUGCACAAAACACCUCAAGAUCUUCUCCCAUGAGCGGAAGUGGUACAAUCGAAAGGAACUGGCACGUCACAGAGCGCAUGGAGACCCAGAUGACACCAGUCACAGAGGACACCCGCUCUGCAAGUUCUGCGAUGACCGCUACCUUGAUAAUGACGAGCUGCUGAAACAUUUGCGCAGGGACCACUAUUUCUGCCAUUUCUGUGAUGCAGACGGUUCUCAGGAAUACUACAGUGAUUACCAGUAUCUAAGCGAGCACUUCAGAGAGAGUCACUAUCUGUGCGAGGAAGGUCGCUGUGCCACAGAACAGUUCACUCAUGCAUUCCGCACCGAGAUCGACUAUAAGGCCCACAAGGCUGCAGCACACAGUAAGAACAGAGCAGAGGCUCGACAGAACCGCCACAUCGACCUGCAGUUUAACUACGCCCCGAGACAGCAGAGGAGAAAUGAAGGUCUGGUUUCAGGUGAGGACUAUGAGGAGGUUCGUCACAAUCGAGGAGGAAGAGGAAGGCCUCAGGGGGGACAGAAGAGCUGGAGGUACUCCAGAGAAGAAGAGGACAGGCAGGUGGAAGCUGCUAUGAGGGCAUCAAUGGCGAUGCGUAGACAGGAGGAGAGAGGAGCAGUGCAGGAGAGGAGCGCUCCCAAACACUGCAGAGAGGAGAGAACAGAAAGAGCAGAACCAGAAGAGCCCAGACACCGGACCGGACAUGUUAAACCAGCAAGCAAACCAGCAAACAAACCUCCAGUAAGAACAAUGAAGAGCACUAAUCCAGGGGAUGAAGAGGAUGACUUCCCAGCUUUAGGAGCCACAGCUGCUGCACCCAUUGUAAAGACAGCUCCUGCGGCGGCUACAGCAUCACAUGCAGCUCUGAAGGAAGAUGACUUCCCAAGCCUCUCCACUGCAACGGUUUCAUCCCCCAUGACCCCGGCUUACUCUGCCCAACCCAGGAAGACAUCCUCUUUUCAAGAGGAGGAUUUCCCCGCUCUCGUCUCCAAAAUCCGGCCCCUCAAACCCACAGCGGGUGCCAGUUCUGCUUGGUCCAACCAUACUGCUGUAGCUAAACCCACUACUCAUCCUCCUCCUUCCUCCAGACCUCCCCCUCCCCUUGCGUCCUCGGGCCCUCAGCUCCUCUCCUCCUCAACCUCAUCAUCUUCACGGAGGAAAAAGAAAGUAGGGGACAAUGGAAAAGCAGCAUCGAGUCACUCGCCCGCUCUUUCUGAUGACGAGAGUGGAGGAAUGACGCAGCAGGAGUUCCGCUCGGUGCCCACCAUGUUGGAUAUCUCCUCUCUGCUCACUGUAAAAGGAGGCACCAGCAAAACUUCCACCGUGACCUCCAGCACGUCAAAUCCAACCCCCAACACUGAUCUCUCUACCUCUAAAGCCAACAAGAAGAAAAAACAGAAGAACCCCGCUGCGCCCGCUACAUCUGUGUCUGCAGUGUCAGGGACGACAGCAACUGCAAAUACGAUCUCGGUGGAAACGGCAGCACAAAAGGAAAAUGUCCCUGAGAAAACUUUGAGCAAACCGCUUUCCAAUGUCGUGACCGCAGCACUGACGAGCGGCUUGGCUAAUGGCUACCCUGAGAAAUCCCCUCCCAGCAAAGAUGCAGCUGUGGAAGCCCCUCAUCCCAUCACAGACCCCACUCUUGAACCGGAGGAGGAAUUCCCUGCACUCAUGACCAAGAAACCACCACCAGGCUUCAAGACCUCUUUCCCACUGAAGGCCUCAACUUCUGCACCAUCCUCCACAAUGCCCCCUCCUCCACCGGGCCUGGGAAUCUCUGCCCCUAAACCUCCACCAGGAUUCACAGGGAUUCCUCUCAACAGCAAUGUGGUGGAGCCUGCACCUUCUGCAGUCAACCCGCCCCCCAAGGUGUCAAACAGUGGUUACCUGGUGCCAGAGGACUUCCACCAAAGGAACCUGGACCUGAUCCAGUCCAUCAGGAAAUACCUCCACAAUGAUGAGUCAAAGUUCAACCAGUUCAAAAACUACUCUGCCCAGUUCAGACAGGGGGUGAUAUCAGCAGCCCAGUAUCACCGCAGCUGUAAGGACCUUCUCGGGGAUGACUUCAACCGCAUCUUCAACGAGCUGCUGGUGCUCUUACCGGACACCGGCAAGCAGCAGGAGCUCCUGACCGCCCACGGAGACUGUAAGGCACGAGAGAAGCAGUCUGGGGCUGGAGGAGGAAAGAAAAACAAGAACAAGAAGAAUGCCUGGCAGACGCCUGCUACGGUAGCGAACGCAGCUGCUGAGCUGGACUGCCAGGUGUGCCCCACUUGCAGACAGGUACUGGCCCCCAAAGACUUCAACUCCCACAAAACCCUGCACAUCGGCGAGAGCGAGGAGUUCCCUUCCUUGCAGUCAAUUAGUCGUAUCAUCAGCUAGCCCCCCUCCUCACUCUUCCUCUGAUCCAUUUGCCAUUUUGGGGCAAAUUUUCAGUUGCCCCUGCAGUUCGGUCGAAGCCCUGCAGCAGUCAGUGUGGGGAAACAGCUGCCUGUUUCCUGUUAGACCACAUCCCAGAGGAGUCUGACGCCUAUAUCCCAUAACACAGGAAGGUGGUUUAUGGUGUUAAUACUUUUGAAAGAGGAUUAUAUUGAUAGGUUUGUGUGAAUGAUUUUACAGUUUAGACACACAGGGCCGCUCCAACUUAACUCUUCUUUCAACUCACAUCCUUUGAGGACGUCUCCAGCUGGCACUGGCAACAUCUAAUUAGAAUUCCCAAUUUAUUUAAUGAAAGUGGAGAGAUGAAGGAUGGAGGAGGAUUUACUUGAAGAAUGCGUUGCUCCCUGACACAGAUAAUAAGUUAAUUUCCAUUUCUACCUUGCUUUGGGCUUUCACUUUAACAGAAGAUCACACAAUGUCUUGUUAACAUCAAAGUUAAUAAAGAAUGCAUGAUUCUCCAGCGGUGCUGCUUGCUUAAAUAACAAAAUAAACAAGUUCAGUUCAAAUAUUUACCACCAUUAUUUAUUUAAGCGUAACUGUUUAAUUGCUUUUAAUGGUGCGUUGCUUCACGCAGACGACGGCCCGGUAACAUGAGCGAAUGGAUUGUCAGAGGUUUCAUGUAGGGGGGGUAGUAAUGGAAGGUAAGCUGCUGCUGCUGCUGAAAUUAGGACACAUUUUGGUUGAAUGUUUUUCAAUAAAUACCGUUCUCUUGUAUUCUGUUCACAUCACUCACCAGUAGAUUUGAUUUGUUGAUUGAUGGGCUGGUUAAUCAGGGCCCGUGGUGUUGCACAUGCUUUCAAAUGGAAACUUAAAAAAAAAAAAAAACGGUGAAAGAGUUAUGUCGAUAUUUAUAGCCUUUAAGGACCAGCGGUACCACGAGGCAGUAAACACUAAGGUCAGUGGUAGCUCCAUUUUUAUUUCCAGCUUUUAUCAGUGUACACAUUUAGUUCUAAUCAAACAGCUCAGAGUAUUGUUAUUCCAACGUAGUCACUCCGAAGGGCAUGUUUAUUCUGUUUGUUGGAGGGGGGUUAUAUCUCAAAUCUGUUCAUCUUCUCUCUCAGGACCCUUAGCUUGCACUGCUGCCCACCCGGUUGUGCGUCUGCCCUGCGUUUGUGCGUCUGAAUGAGUGUUUGUGUACAUAGAGUUGGUCUACACAUCAUACAGCAGCUUACUCUAUUUUCUGUCGGCCUUCAAUAAAGCUGUUUCUGUCAGCAUUGUA
This is a messenger RNA of Stegastes partitus (bicolor damselfish), 4124 nucleotides long. RefSeq names its product zinc finger protein 598 (gene znf598). NCBI's taxonomy places the organism in Eukaryota, Metazoa, Chordata, Actinopteri, Pomacentridae. The coding region runs from base 68 to 2848 and encodes 926 amino acids. The transcript is spliced from 12 exons. The record is from RefSeq and is a predicted model, not a curated record. Gene Ontology annotation, biological process: protein ubiquitination; rescue of stalled cytosolic ribosome. Gene Ontology annotation, molecular function: ubiquitin protein ligase activity; ribosome binding.